AUGCGCUCUUCUCUACUAGAUUGGCUAAGGAAGCCCUCCUUCUGGUGGCCGGGCAGAAGGCGGCCGGCUGACUGUCACACAGCCAGCGCUUCCUCGGCUGGGCCGCCACAUACUCCUGACGACGGAGACUAUUCGCCUUCUCCUGCAGACUAUCCUGUGUUUCCUCCGCCUCCGCCUCGGUCCAUCUUGGAGAAUCAGACGCAAUACUGGGAGGGUAUUACCGCGCGCAAAUUCGGUGCUCCAGAAGGCGUGUUUGAGGAUUCGUCGUUGUUUGCUCUCUAUCGACUCUACGAGUUCCUUGUUCUAGAUCACGUCAUCGACUAUCGCAACUGCCUUGAGGCGUUCUGGCGACAGCGUAAUUGGGCUGUUCAAGACAUUCCCGACCCAAAAGACGGGGAUGCAGAGAGAUAUGCGUUUCUCGCGGGAUGCACGUUCCUACUCUUGCGGUCAUUCAACGAGCGUGUUGCGCUUGGCCUACGGCGCGAUAAUCCAUCUUUGAUCACCCCUGAAGAGGCUGAAGCAGCUAGAAACGUUCCAGACCACUUGCGGCCAUGGGAAAAGGUGCCAGAGUGGGCAGCAGCCGUGACUCCAUUGGAGGACACCCUCGUGAUUCCGACUCUGAAUGGCACUCUUCUGACGGGUAAAAGCGACUCAAAGGCCGACCCAGACUUUCUGGAAAAGAACAUAUUGCUGUGGAAACCACAUAUAUCUUUCACCUGA
Akanthomyces muscarius is the source of this 720-nucleotide messenger RNA. RefSeq lists its product as uncharacterized. The coding region runs from base 1 to 720 and encodes 239 amino acids. The transcript has a single exon. NCBI's taxonomy places the organism in Eukaryota, Fungi, Ascomycota, Sordariomycetes, Hypocreales, Cordycipitaceae. The record is from RefSeq and is a predicted model, not a curated record.